AAGGCAGACCUCGCCGGCUGCCGCGGGAGCGGGGAGUCCCGGGCAGGAGGGCGGCUCCAGGCAGGGGUGAAGGAGGGCAGAGCGAGGCCGUGGCGGUGCGGGAGAGGAGCAGGAAUCCGCGGCGAGGAUCGGCAAGAAAAGAGACCGGAGAGGGCUUCAAGGCUGAGGGAACGCGGAAGGUGAGCGAGAAGGGAGACUUCAGAAUGGCUCCCAUGUUUCCGCCUUGGGCAACAGGUGGUGCCAUUUCCCAAGGAGAGCUGCUCUGGGGAAACCAGGCUGCCUCUGACGGCCCUGAGGAUGCGGUAAAGGCGGGAGGCGUCCUAGCAAGGCAGUAGGAAAAUUCUAAAUACAACUGACAUGUGCAUCGCACUUUACAGUUUACACAAAACUGUUACGGAAAAGUGAGGCGUGACUGGAGCAGACUGUGUGCUGGGGGGCGGGUUCUGAGGGAAGUUUAUCUGCUCGGCAGGAGCAACCUGUUUAUAGAGAGAGCAAUGAACAUCCAACCUUGGAGGUCCAGCUUGAGUCCCCAAAUGGAGGAUAGCCCAGAAAAGCUGCAUUUAGAGGCAAGAGUAUUCAAAUAGUUCGUCUGGCAAAUUCCACUUAAAGUUAGUGGGGAAAGGGCAUUUUGAAUUCACUUCCAACUCUGGAAACCAACUGAAAGCAAAAUAAAAGAGCAAAAGAUGAAAAAAUAUAUGUCCACCUUCAAUUCAACAGGGGAAAAGUUAUAAACCAAAACUAUGAAGAAUGACUGCCAAAUGAAGAAAAUUUUGACCUAAAAUAUAGGAGAACACAGAGCCAACACAUUUCUGCACAGACUCUGGGAAAGAGAUCAAUUUACCAAAAAUUGUGUCAUGCUCCUGAGAAGUACAGCCAGUGAUCUGUGGGUACGCAACAAGGUCUAAGAUCUGACUAAGGGUGGGUCAGAGAUGGUCAGUGUUCUUCAAUGUCUGCCCUCUCUUCUCAUUGUAAGAGAAUUUCUGGUUUUUCUUCAAUCAAGUAUUGUUGAUUUACAAUGUUGUGUUAGUUUUAGAUGUACAGGAAAAUGAUUCGGUUAUAUUUAUAUUCUUUUUCAGAUUCUUUUUCAUUAUAUUGAUAUUGAAUAUAGUUCCAUGUGCUAUAUGAGACCCUCUGAUUUUCAGCUGAACACAAGACUGGCUGAGAUUAAGACUACAUUUUUCAGCUUCCAUUGUAUGUGGGCACGACCACGUGACUGCCUUCCAGCCUGGGAGAUCAGGGUGUGAGCGUGGGAAGUUUGAUUUUAAAGAAAGAAGGUACACUCCUUCCUGGUGGCUGGAAUGUGACCGUGACAAUGAGGCUGGAACAUCUGUCUGGACGAUAAGAGCCAUUAGUUGACAACUAGUAUUUCAUCUUGCGAAGAGACAUUUUUCUAAAGUUGGUUGCCCCGGUGACCUUUCGCCACCACCGCUACGAUGAGCUGGUGCGGAUGCUGUACAAGGUGCACAACGAAUGCCCCUACAUCACGCGGGUUUACAGCAUCGGCCGCAGCGUGAAGGGGAGACACCUCUACGUGCUGGAAUUCAGCGACUACCCUGGAACCCACGAGCCCCUGGAACCAGAAGUCAAGUACGUGGGGAACAUGCAUGGCAACGAGGUGCUGGGCCGCGAGCUGCUGCUGCAGCUGUCCGAGUUCCUGUGCGAGGAGUUCCGGAACGGGAACCAGCGCAUCGUCCGGCUGGUGGAGGGCACGCGCAUCCACAUCAUGCCGUCCAUGAACCCCGACGGCUACGAGGUGGCCGCUGCCCAGGGCCAGGACACUUUUGGGUACCUGGUUGGCAGGAACAAUGCCAAUGGAGUGGACCUGAACCGCAACUUCCCCGAUCUCAAUACCUACAUCUACUACAAUGAGAAGAACGGAGGCCCCAACCACCACUUGCCCCUUCCAGACAACUGGAAGAGUCAGGUGGAACCCGAGACCCAGGCUGUGAUCCAGUGGAUCCGCUCCUUCAACUUUGUUCUUUCAGCCAAUCUCCACGGAGGGGCAGUGGUGGCCAAUUACCCAUAUGACAAGUCCUUUGAACACCGGGUCCGAGGUUUCCGCCGCACUGCCAAUACCCCUACGCCUGAUGACAAGCUUUUCCAGAAGCUGGCCAAGGUCUACUCCUACGCACAUGGAUGGAUGCACCAAGGUUGGAACUGUGGGGAUUACUUCCCAGAUGGCAUCACCAAUGGGGCUUCCUGGUACUCUCUCAGCAAGGGAAUGCAAGACUUUAAUUAUCUUCAUACCAACUGUUUUGAGAUCACGCUGGAACUGAGCUGUGACAAGUUUCCUCGCCAAGAGGAAUUGCAGCGCGAGUGGCUGGGUAAUCGGGAAGCUCUAAUCCAGUUCUUGGAACAGGUACACCAGGGCAUCAAGGGAAUGGUGCUGGAUGAGAAUUAUAACAAUGUUGCAAACGCUGUCAUUUCUGUCAGUGGGAUUAACCAUGAUGUCACUUCGGGUGACCAUGGCGAUUACUUCCGGCUGCUGCUUCCAGGUACCUACACUGUCACGGCCACAGCACCUGGGUUCGACCCAGAGACACUGAUUGUGACUGUGGGUCCUGGGGAACCCAAACUGGUUAACUUCCAACUCAAGAGAAGCAUCCUACAAGCAACCCCUAAGAGGAAGGCUCCCAACUCAGGGCACAGAAACAAGGUCUUACCAAAGAAAGUGCAGCCCCAGGCAGCUGGGAAAAAAGAACUGAAGAUGAAGCAGUCCCAGAGAGGCCCUGCCUGAAAUCCACAGUGCCCGGGGCAACACUUUAGAAAGGCUUUGUUCCUGCUCUCCACCAGAUGAGGCAUUCUUUCUAUUUUAUUUUUCUGAGACAUAUUUAAAUAUAAACACAUUCAGAACAAUUCAGAAUGGUAUCCAUCUGUUCCAGGGGUAAACCCUCUGAUGCAGCGGUACACACAUGCAGUGAUGUUUAGUAAGGUUUUCUGAUUCUAGGGCUAUGGUUUAGGUCCAGAAGGCUCCAUACCAGUCCACAGUACAUCUGGAGACUGCUUCUGGCUGGUUGGUCACUCUGUCUCCGGAGUCUGGUACAGAGCCUGCAGCAUAAUAGUAGGUACCCACUGAAUGCUUCUGGACGAAUGGCUGAAAGGCUGAGAUGAUCCACAUAGCAAGACCAGGUGACCGAUUCUUCUGAAAUCCCAGAGGACCAUCUCAACAACAGUCAGUAAUUUCUUACUGAGAAAAGGAUUUCACACACAAACACCUAGUCCUACUGCUGCCUAUUUUCAUACAUGGGCAUUUUAAGCAAUAUGCAUCUUUCAAACAUUUUCUGGGUGUAUGAGUGUAAUGCAAAUGCCCCUGUGGAAGGACUGUGUCCUGACCCUGUGCCAGCGAUACACAGCACUCUCCACCCCGCUGAGUUCCCCAGAACAAAACCAUUUGUGCUAAAAGCGUUAUUGAGCAAAGCAGAUGUCACUGAAGGUUUUGAAGGGAUGUGCAGUCUUUCAUCACACAGCAUGUGGCCCCCUAGUUCAUAAACUCCCAUUGAGUAUAUUGGGGUUCCCGAGUGCCCUGUCCUCGGGGCGUGGUGGGGGUUCUUUACCCAUUGUCACCCAUUUCAGGGUUCAGCCUCAGUGAGACAGGGCAGACUCCAGUUUCCCCCACUUGCUCCGCCUCCCACCCUGUAAGCCUCCCCGCAUCACCCCCCACCCCCAGCCUCUAACUAACCCAGCCCUUUCUUAACAUUGAGCAGUUCAGCCGCUCUCAACACAUAUUCCCACUCCCACCAGAAAACAAGAGGCGCCCUAACUGUGACAACCCACCCUCUGCAGGAGGCCACUCAAGAUUAAGAUUAACACAGUAUUUAUUUUUCUGCUACUUGAGCAAUCUCUCAAUCUCUGGUCAAAAGGAAAAUAGAAGAAAAUAUAUCUUCUUCCACGUAAAAAGUGAAUUCUCUCUUCAGUUGAAGAAUCUUUUGCUACAUUUUUUUCUUUCUUCCCAAUUUUAAUCCCACAUUCCUUGGUUCCCUUCUUAUUGUUAUGAAGAAGGAGCUACUUGAGAGAGCUCCUUUCGAUUCAGUGAGACUUUAUGCCUGAGGUUGCCAUAUGCACUCGAUUUUUCCAGUUGUCUGCAUGUCACUUUGUUUUCAAGUUCCCAGGUACAUAGUCACUGAACAGAGCUGAUGUUUGCAAAGUAUGGUCACAGUACUUUCCCUGGCCUAGCCAUACACUUUCAUUCAUUCAUUCAUUCAUUCUUUCACAUAGGAGACAUUCAUGGAAUCCUUGCUCUCAAUAAAUGCAGAGAAUACAAAGAGGAAUAAGAUACAGCUCGUGUUCUCAGGACUGCCAUGACCUAGUUGGGAAGGCAACUGAGUCAUUGCACUGCCUCAUGAUAAUUGCUAUGAUUCAGUGAACUCUGGGGUAGGGGAUGGGGAGCCUGUGGGAAGGGUGCUGCCAUAGUCUUGGGAAGAUCAGGAAAGGCAUCUCAGAGCUGGUGAAGUCUAUGGAGAGAUGUAAUAAGGUCAGAUAGAGAGGCAUUGGCCACGGGAGAGAAAUGGGGGAGCAAGAGUUAGGCUGAGGAGACUGCAAGUCCCGAGGUCUGGAGGCUCAGGAGAGGGAAGCCUUCAGGGAGCUGCAAGAAAUUCAGCACAGGGGAAGCUGAGUGAGGUGGCCAAAGAGGCCAGUGAGGUGGGGAGAGACCAAACCAUGCAGGACCUUUAGACCAUAUUACAGAGUUUGGACUUUAUCCUGAGAAGAACAAGUUGCCAUUGAAGUGUUCAACCAAGGGGAGUGGCAGAGUCCAAUUUAGAACCCUCACCCUGGCUGCAGCCUGAGAGCUGGCAGGGACAGAGGCAGGACUGAGUCAGCCAGGAGACCGCUGAGAGCCAGGUGGGAAGGUGGCCCCAUCCGGGGCAGGGCAACAGGGGUGGGAACCCCAGGCCACUAGUGAGUUACUGAGUCCACCUCCGUUCACUCAGAAGGCUUCCUGUCUGCCCCUAAGGGCUUCACUGCCCUUUUCAAGACUUGCAGCCUUCUCAUUCAGACCCUUCCCACCUGCCACCCUCAGAAUUUUAAGCACUAAAGGAGUUGCAGGUUUUCAACCAAACUUUAAAGUCUAUCCAGAGUAAAAUUCAUACAAGCCAGAGGUGAUGGUAUAGACAGAAAAUACUGUGGAAAAUAUAGAAUCUAGUCAUGUUUGUAUGAAAAUUUUUCACAGCUUAUGGAGGAAGGAUGUGAAAUCAGAGCUAAUGGGGAGAGACGGCAGGAUUCGCAGGACAAGCAGGAAUGUCCUCCAAUUUUGAGUCCAGCAUUUUCCUGGCCAGCCUCCUUUCUAUUUUAUAUCUAGGAUUUUAUUUUAAAUAGGGAAUCUUCCACACAAAAUGCCAGCCUCGAGAGAUGUUUCCUAAAGAGGUAGAAGACUAUAGUUAAAGGAAUGGAUUUUGAACUCUGACAGACCUGGGUUUUAAUCCUAGCUCUGCUCCUUAUUAACAAGUUACUUACCUUCUCUGAAUCAUGGUUACUCAUCUGAAAAAAA
Molecule: messenger RNA, 5485 nt
Organism: Vicugna pacos (alpaca)
Lineage: Eukaryota; Metazoa; Chordata; Mammalia; Artiodactyla; Camelidae
Source: RefSeq, a predicted model, not a curated record